Syngnathoides biaculeatus (alligator pipefish) is the source of this 7231-nucleotide messenger RNA. RefSeq names its product regulator of G protein signaling 12b (gene rgs12b). Gene Ontology annotation, molecular function: protein binding; GTPase activator activity. The transcript has 18 exons. The record is from RefSeq and is a predicted model, not a curated record. Gene Ontology annotation, biological process: signal transduction. Bases 870 to 5495 code for a protein of 1541 amino acids. NCBI's taxonomy places the organism in Eukaryota, Metazoa, Chordata, Actinopteri, Syngnathiformes, Syngnathidae.
CCUUUUGGAGGCAUAAUCAUGCAGAUUUUUUUUUUCCAGCUGGAAUUGGGACCUUAGUCAAGCUGGAGGGAAUUAUGGAGAGGUUGAAAUAGUGGUCUAUAUUGGCACAAAACCACCAAACGUCUGUUAAAACACAAAACACAUGUCAGGAAAAGUCUCCUAGAACAGUUCAAAUUAAUUUGGGGUUAAUCAGAGGCACUUUAGAUUGCGACCGACUGACUCCACCAUUUAACACAGGUUUGAAUGUGAAUAGUUAAUUCUGAACCUAGCGUAACAUUUGUGCAACCAUAUCUAAGUUUUUUAUUUUCACUUUGCAUUCCUUUUCAAAAUGAUCUAAAAUGCUCAUUUUGGGGCGGGGGGGGGGGGGGUGUAAUCACCAAAACAUUUGGACAGAGGCGUUUAGAGUGCAUCCAUAAUGGCCAAGUGAAGUGACAACAUUACUGGAGCAUUUCACAAUUUCCUUCCACCUACAGUCCCUCCUCACAGCCCAUUCUGAACGACCCCCCCCCCCCCCCAUUCUCCUCGUCCAGUCCUCCUCCUCCUAAGGCUACUUGGCCAGAUGGUGCAGUCUUUUCUUUUGUUUACCCACCGACCAUGAGUUGACCUAAGUGUCCCUAGCGACUCAACAAUGGAUGCUGGAUGCCUGAGAGCCGUCAUUUGACCAGUAAAUAAGUAAGCUGGAAAAUGACAUCAUGAUGGAGGGUUCGAUUUUAGGAAGGCUGUGCCAGAGCUGAGUCCAAACUUUCAACCCUCUGCUGUAUUUGCCACUUGAUGGCAGAACUUUCUGUCUAGAAGACAGGCUGGCUGCUUCAGCUUAACAGUGACUAAAAUGUUCUAAACAGAUAUAUGAAAGAAAAUCCUCUGGCGUGAUGUUCAAGCAAGUGGAUACGUCAUCAAGAAGACGCCCUCAUGGUGGCAAUGAGGCCAACCGUCCCCAGUCUUCCUCACCCUCUACUGUCCAACAGAGACGAAUCCGUGCUGUUGAGGUGGCAAGAGGCAGGACCGGGUAUGGUUUUACGCUCUCGGGACAAAGCCCCUGUGUCCUCAGUUGUAUCCUGAAAGGCAGCCCUGCAGAUUAUGUCGGUUUGCGUUCAGGUGACCACAUUCUGUCGGUCAACGACAUCAACGUCUCCAAGGCAUCCCAUGAAGAUGUGGUCAAACUUAUUGGACGCUGCACCGGUGUCUUAAAGCUGGUCAUUGGCGAAGUGGAGCGCUACAGACGACAUCACCACCAGCAUCGAAGCGGGAGCAGUCGUCACCACAGCAGCAACGCGAUGGCCUCACAUUAUCUAGAUUCAUGCUCCAGUGAUGAUGAAUUGGACGGCCUAUACAACAACAGUGUCAACAACAACAAUAACAGCAGGACUGGGGGUGGAGCCCGUGGGGGCUGGUUCAAACCCAAAAUGGAUUCGAAGCAGCUAGGCAUCAACCGGGCUGAGCGGGUCGUGGCAGAGUUACAGUCCGGGGGAAUCUUUAACAUGAUCUUUGAGAAUUCCAGCCACUCAUCCAGCAGCUCUGACAAGGACAGGCCCGGGCACACCUCAUCAUCCAAGCCACGUCCAAUGUCUGAUCCAGAGUUUCCUUCAUGUCGUGUCUCCUCCCGCUCCCAGAGCAACCCUGUCUUGCUCUCUGAGGAGGAGAUGGCCCAAGUUCUAAAUGACGACUCGGUUUUCCUGGACUCCGGUUUUCAGCAUCUCCACCUCCACCACCACCACCAUCAGCACCAUGAGGAACAAGACAUCAAUGUUGGCGAUGGGCCUGACUUGGUCCUGGAUCCAAAUCAGGACAUUGUCAAUGUGGGCAUGAUUGUUGGCUACCUGGGCUCAAUUGAGUUGGCCUCCACAGGCACCAGCCUGGAGAGUGACAGCCUGCAAGCCAUCAGAGGGUGCAUGAGACGCCUCAGGGCAGAGCAAAAGAUCCAUUCCCUGGUCCUCAUGAAGGUCAUGCAUGACAGUGUGCGGCUGUGCAGCGAUAAAGGCCACAUCCUUGCCACGUAUCCUGCAGAAAAACUAGCAUUCAGUGCCUGUUGUCCUGAUGACCGGCGGUUCUUUGGACUGGUCACAAUGCAGGCCACAGACGAAGACUGUUUUAUCAACCGAGGACAAUACGAAGGAGGAGGUUUGAGGACUUCUUGCCAUGUGUUCAUUGUGGAUCCUGACCUGUGUCACCACCAGGUGCAUCUGGGAGUGGCCAGGAGGUUUGGCUUCGAAUGUACUCCUGACCCAGACACUGGUGGCUGCCUGGAAUUCCCCCCCACUUCUCAGUCUCUCCUCCACUUUGUAUCUGUACUUUACCGGGACAUGGGCGACAACAUUGAGGGCGUCCGAGCCCGAGCAUUUCACGAUCCAGAUAAUGAUGCCCAGCAGAACCACAGCACCAGUAGUAAUAGCGAUAGCGGGAUUGGCAACUUUUUACCUGAAGAGAAGAGCAACAGAGUGCUCUUGGUUGACCUGGGGGGGCCACUUCACCACAAUCACGUCUCUGGGCCCCGCCACUGGGACAGCCCACCUUCCUCUCAGCAGGCUUGGAGCCCCACUCUAGGAGCUGCUGCCUCUAACCCACCUCCCCCCCCACCACCGCCUAUAAGGAAUAGCCACUACCGACAUGAACCAUACCUGGCUGACCUCCCUCAUCCCCUCCCACUGGCACACACUGAUGCAGCACCGAGACACACUCGAGGGGGCCCCCUGCACCACUACUCGCAGGGAAAGUGGGGAGGCGGUGACAAGCGAGGGGCUGGAGGAGGGGUGGAGUCUCAGCGUUGGCUACCAGUCCAUGUGCUGAGAGACUGGCACCAGCAACAGCACCAUCUCCACGGCCUGAGCAGCGAUCAGGAGUCGUACACCGAAUCCACUGACGGGUGGUCAUCAGCUAAUUGCAGCACCCUGCCUCCACCCAUGAAUAAGAUCCCCGCUGACCGUUACCGGGCCCCGCUGGUCCCUGGAGACCACCUGCCGCCGCCGCCGCCCGGAGGGAGUCAGCCACCACCUGCUUUACCUGCCCAGACCCACACCCAACGGCUGACGACUCAGAAAGAUGAGUGGGCCAAGAAGCUGUUUGGUGCUGGGGACAGAGAGAGGAGUGAAACAGUCAAGAAGCGUGGGGUUGCUAAAGAUGCAGAGAAAAAGGGCGGUCGGUUUCGUGGUCUGACCGUGGGGUUCCCUCCUCUUCCCCAGCGCUCCUCCGCCAGGCGCUCCUUUGGACGUUCCAAACGUCUCAGCCUGGCCCGCUCCCUGGAUGACCUGGAGUCUACUGCAGUCUCCGACGGAGAAUUGAACAGUGUGGAGCUGCAGGGCUGCAGCAGCGACAACAGUCUGAACAGCAAUGCCAGCCUCCCUAGUGUGCAGAGCCACCGCCGCCACACCGAGAGGAGAGUGGCCAGCUGGGCCGUGUGCUUCGAGAGGCUGCUACAGGACCCCUUGGGAGUCCGCUACUUCUCGGAAUUCCUGAAGAAGGAGUUCAGCGAGGAGAAUAUUUUGUUCUGGCAGGCAUGUGAGUUCUUCAGCCACGUCCCUGAAAAUGACAAGAAGCAGUUGUCUCAGCGAGCCAGAGAAAUCUACAACAGCUUCCUGUCCAGCAAAGCCACCACGCCAGUUAACAUCGACAGUCAAGCUCAGCUCGCUGACGACAUCCUCAAUGCCCCCCGACCUGACAUGUUCAAGGAGCAACAGUUACAGAUUUUUAACCUGAUGAAGUUUGACAGCUAUACGCGAUUCCUCAAGUCACUGCUCUACCAAGCAUGCAUGUUAGCGGAGGUGGAGGGCCGACCCCUGCCUGACCCUUACCACAUCCCCAGCAGCCCCACCUCCAAACACAGCACCACUGGCUCGGACCGUUCCAACCUGUCCACGCCCAAGAAGGAGGACAAAAGGAGCAAGUCAGGCCGCUCUUUGAACGAUGACAGCCGGGAUGAUUCAGGAGACCGGAGGAAGGGCAUAUUCUUCUCCUGGUCCCGCAACAGGAGCUUCGGCAAAGGCCCAAAGAAACGAGAACUGACCGACUUUAAUUACAAUUUCUCUGGGAGCAAUGGUCGGCGUGAAUCCCAGGGUUCUCUGUCCUCAGGCGCCAGUCUGGAGCUUGGGACAUCUGGUUCUGGGAAGAAUGAGGGAGAUGUUUCCCGUGCGGUGGUAUUGGAGCGUGGAGGAGGCAGCGCCCCCUUGAGGCAGUGCAACAUAAACUUGCCAGACGGUUCCUGUUGCUCGGUACCGCUGAGGGCUGGUGUGUCCAUCAGGGAUUUGUUGCUGGGCCUCUGUGAGAAGCUUUGCAUCAACCUGGCAGCUGUCGACCUCUUCUUGGUCGGAGGAGAGAAGCCACUUGUUUUGGACCAAGACUGUAUGACGUUGUGCUCUCGGGACCUCAGACUUGAAAAGCGCACUCUUUUUAGGUUAGAUUUGGUCCCCAUUAACCGCUCAGUGGGUCUCAAAGCAAAGCCCACCAAGCCAGUGACGGAGGUUCUCAGGCCAGUGGUGGCCAAAUAUGGUCUGCACCUCUCAGAUUUGGUGGCACGCAUUAGUGGUGAAUCUGAGCCUUUAGAUCUCGGCCUUCCAAUAUCCAAUCUGGAUGGGCUGAGAGUGGUACUGGAUUCAGCAGAGCACAUGCCAGGAAAAGGUAAUACAGAAAAAGUCCAACAUUCAGUUUCUGCUAAUUUUUCAUCAUGUUACUGGAUUUUCACUUUCUGUCCUUCAGCCCCGUCGAAAAGCCACAUUGGGGCUUCCACAAGUAGAAACCAAUCAACAACAGGGGAGGACAGGCAGUCACGGAAAGCCGCUUCCACCCACCCCAAUGGGGAAAACGGCAAGGCUGGGCCCGGCCUUGACACAAGGAGCCAACCCUUACCCAACCACUCUGUCUCUCUCCAUAAGGCUCCGGAGAAAAGAAAGCAGAAAAAGAUUAAUAUAGACGAAGCUGAAGAGUUCUUCGACCUCAUAUCCAAAGCUCAGAGCAACAGAGCUGACGACCAGCGAGGCCUGCUGAACAAAAGUGACCUACAGCUCCCAGACUUCCUGCGCCUGUCACCCUCGGCGACCGAUCGAGCUGCCCCUCCGCCCUGUGACCCCCGGCCCAGUUGCUCCACCCCGCAUUCCCGUAACCCCGUCAAUGCCAGCGGUCGCCCGGGUAACAAGGCCAGCCAGGACAGGGCGAGCGGCACCCAUUUCCUCAAUGCCCAUAACCAGUCUCAAAGUUUGGAUUCUGCUUUGGGCUCCGACAGUGGAGGCUGGGUGAACAGCAGACCCGCUUCUUCGCUGUUCCAUGCCACAGUGUCUCCCAUCCACCCGUCCCAGGAGGCCCAGCGUGGUGCAUUCAAGGAUACUGGCAGGGUGACGUCAGUCCAGAUGCUAGAAGAGGACGCCCUGUCGGACCUGACUCUAGUAGGUGAGGGGGACAUCAAUAGUCCCAACCUCAACUACGUCCCCCCCGCCGCCGUGCAGUCUAAGCCCCAACCCCGACAACAAGCACCGGACGUUCAGCCUACCUCAGGUAUUUCCCCGGUUUGAUCUUUCACCUCUACGUUUUCAGUUGAGACUGAAUGCAUCCACGUCUCCUCCCUUCCAUCAGUCAGCUCCGUCCUUGCGUGUGGGACAAUAAAAACGCUCCCUGUGGUACAGAAGCAUUCAAUUUCAAUGUAAGAGUACACGAGCUUACACUAGAAACGUGCUUUGUUGCGUUAUAAUAGUGAUGUACACACUGUGACCGAAGUCCAAGUUGUUGGGAAGAUGAAGUGAGGAUGAAUGGAUGCAUUAUGAUGGUUGCCAAUGUCCUUGAAAUUUUCCUGCGAGGUGUGCAUCCGUGUGAACCUUUGAGUGGGCUUGCUGUGGAUUUUGUUCUUUUCUUUCCAUGCGACGUAAUAGCGAGGAGCAUGGCGAGGAUCCAGCUCCUUUUCACCAAAACAACAUAAUGAUGCACUUUAGCCCCUUGCGAACAAGACUCUACACAUUCGCGCACGUGUUAAAAUCCCUUGUUGACUUUGACAGUACAUAUUCUACUCAUGCUAAAAGAAUGGAAACUAAUUUAUACGAUGGGUUGAGUGAUCAACGGCUCUGCAUCUACAUUGCGAUGCCAGUGUGUUAUUUACAUCUUAGUGCACACUGAGCCUAAAAAUCAUGGGCGAACACGUUUGCUCAACGGGUCUUUGUUGCAACUUGAUUACACUUACAUGCUGUGUUUUUACCACUCUCACCUUGGACACUAGUAAUGCCCUUCGUGCAAACACAGGCCACAGUCAGUCUGCACCGCUUGCAGACCAAAAAGAGAGUUUUGCACCAACCUUUCGAUCUUUUGUCGUCUUUGCACAUCACAAAGCCGUGUUGUUAUUCUUUAUAACGUUGUGGCUUCCUGCAGGAUAGAAGAACUACUCUGCAGAUAGGUCCAGAAGUAUUUGCAAUAGGACAGAGUUUCUGUCAUUUUGCCUUUCCAUCCAAACAAAAUUGAUUUGAAAUAAAACAAUCAACAUCGAAGUGUGGACUUUCAACUUACUUACGUGCUUGAAAAGGUUUCCCCCGAGAUGUAUUUGUAAUUGACAUUUGAUUCACAUCCAUUUGUAUCCGUCCUUGCGUUUUCUAGAUCACAAAUCCUGUUUAGGGUUAAUCGGGGGGCAUUUCGACACAACCAUUCAGAUUCAGGGUGGGACCAUCACUGUUUUGGGUACAGAACUUGGGCUGCCUGCAUCAAGUGAGUGAAGCACAACCUCACCUCCAUUUUAAUCAGUUUCUCAAAAGGAUUUGGAUAAAGUGACAUAAUUGUGAGUAUGAACAUCAUUUUGAUAUUUUAAUGAAGGCAAAAUCACAAAAACUCACUCACAGUACUUCUUGACCUAACUACAUUAAGGUGAAACAGUUCACAUUUCACAUACAGAAGUGUUGAUUUAUCUCACAAUCUUAUAUUUUGUACCAUGUCACCGAAACAAAAAGUGUUAAUUUGUACAUAGCCAAACUAAUGAACUCCCCACAUGUUGCUAUUGUUAAAUUGCAUUGCAGUCAUGCUGUUUCUUCAGGUAAGUCGCAGUAAACAUCGAUCUUCUGGUAUCUGCUCUCUUUCAAAGUGUUUGUAAAUACAUACAAUAAAUGUUAAGAGCUUGAGUCUUUCUUUGUCUAACUUAAACCAGCCUCUGUCGUUUUUCUGCCCUAUGACCUUAUUCCAAUUCUAUGACAUGCCCAGUCAACUAUCCAAUGUGAAUACUGCACUUCAUUGUAUUUCAUCACUAAUUUUCACUUAGAAAUAUGCAGAUUUAGGG